UUCAACAACAUUCGACGAUCAGUCGAGUUUGAACUUCAACAGGUGUUAAAACGAUUUCGUUCCGAGAGAAGCGGGAAUUCUGCCGCAUACGAGAGAUAUCGCGAUCAAAUUGAAAUUUGGAUUACUUCGCAUCAUUCGAGAGCAACGCAUUUUGCGCAGCCUACAAAAAACGCACGUAUACGAUCGAUAAAAAUGGGUCGCCAGCUAAGACUGGUGUUGCUGCUGGUCAUCUCACUGGUGGGUCUCCAUCUGAGCCACUCCAGUGCUCUGCAGCCAGCUCCUGCAGCCAAAGCUAAACUACUCAACGAUGACGUUGCCAGCACAGAAUUGGACUCCAAUGAGUUGCUUGACACUGAAACAAACAAAACUGUGAGCACAACGCCAGCUCCAAAGCCAAAGGCAAAGCAUCCAGUCAGUGAUGAGACAUUGGAGGAUCUGAUCGAGGCUGCCAAGCACAAUCUGGCUUUGGCUGAGGAUCCGCGAUUCAACAAAAUGCUGCCCGAUCGUGUGAAUUCAGAGAAUGCCACAAGCAUCAAGAAUAAUACUGAGGAGAACUAUGAGUACGAUGAUGACUAUGACUAUGAGAUGGAGAACUAUGAUAGCUCCGAGGAAGAUGAAUCGGAUAAUGUGGUCAAGGAGACGAGCACCACAACACGCACCAAGAAGACCAAGGUUGUCAAGACCACAACGCCCAAGCUGUAUCCCAUUGAGGAGAGCACAACAGCCAAGCCAAAGGCCAAGAUCAGCAAGGAUGUCGAUGGUGACACCAAGGAGAAUGACAUUGACGCCAGUUACGACGAGUACAUCGACGAAGACGACGAUGAUGAUGACGACGACGCAGACGACUCCGAUGAUGACGAUGAGUCCGACAAAAUUCAGGAUGAGGAGCAGGUCGUGUUCAGCGAAAAUGUGCCAUGCCCUAGAUACUGCACCUGCUCUCGCAACAUCAACAGCUACCUGGUGGCAACUUGCUCCCGACUGGAUUUGGGCACACAGAAGUUCGGCUCGGAUAUCACCGAUUUGGUGGUGACAAAUGUCGGUCCAAAGUAUCCCAUUCCACUGGGUCCUAAGUUCUUCCAGCAGCUGGGACUGAAGUUUGUGGCCUCGAUUAAGAUUGCCAAUUGCACGGUUCAGUACAUGCAUGCCGAUGCCUUCCUUGGUCUGGACGACCUGUAUGCUGUUAAUAUGACCGAUGUUGGACUCGCUGUCUUCAAUCCCGAUACCUUUGCUCACAACAAGAAGCUGCGCAUGCUCACCAUCUCCGGCAACGAUCUGAGCGCCGUUUCUAGCCUCCAUUAUCUGCUCAAAUCUUCCACCAUUGAGGAAUUGGAUUUGUCGCGCAACAACCUGAUGGAACUGAAUCCCACCGCCUUCUCCAAACUGUCCAGCAUUGUGUAUAUUAAUCUGUCGCAGAACAACUUGCAAAAGAUUCCCGAGAAGCUCUUUGAAUCGGUUGACACCAUCGAGGAAUUGGAUCUGUCUUACAAUUCGCUGAAGGAACUGCCGGCCAACCUCUUCAAUGGCACCAGCAUGUCGAUUCUGCAUCUGAAGUACAACACAUUCACUGGUGAUCUGCACUUCGGCAUCAAGGAACUGCAACAGGUGGAUUUGAGCUUCAAUUCCAUUGUCCAUGUGCGUCACAGCAUGUUCGACAAGAUGCCCGGCUUGACCAAUUUGAAUCUUAAGGGCAACGGCAUCACCAAGAUUCAGCCUGAUUCCUUCCUUACGCUGAAGAGCCUGCGUCACAUUGAUCUGUCGAUGAACGAACUGGAUCAAGUAUCCAGCAUGCUGUUCUUCAAGAACUCUGAGCUCGAUGUCAUUCGCCUCAAUGAUAAUCCACGCUUGAGCCAGCUGCCAACCGAUGGCUUCCUUAGCUACAAUGGCUUCUUCACCGUCUACUAUUUGGAUCUGUCCAAUUGCGCUGUUGGCGCCUUGGGACACAAGACAUUCUCUACAAUGCCACAUCUGACUACGCUUAAGUUGGCCUGGAACAACAUUAACAAUCUGCCACAUGAUACAUUCGCCAGUUUGACCAAGCUCAUCGACUUGGAUUUGAGCAACAAUUUGAUUGUGAAGUUGGACGAACUUGUCUUCAAGGAGAACAGCGAACUGACCAAGCUCAAUUUGGCUGGCAAUCCCAUCACCAGUCUUUCCAUGGGACUCUUCUUGCCGCUGCAACAGCUGCGUUAUCUGGAUGUCAACGAUUGCGAGCUGACCUCGUUGUCCAUGUUCCGUGAUACGGGAUUGGCCAAGGAUCUUAAGAUCUUCGAGACACUGCGUGGCGUGAAUGCCUCUGGCAAUUUGAUUAAAUACGUUGCUGCCGAAGACAUUAAGACCUUCAAGAACCUGCGUUCUCUGGAUCUUACCCAAAAUCCGCUGUACUGCAACGAUGAUUUCCAGAACUUCAUUAGCUACGUGUCGCUGCACAAAGUAAUGUCGAAGAAGGCGCCAGUAUUAUCCAGUCUGGAUGAUGUCUCGCUGAUCAACAUUCAGUACCAGAUGGGCUGGACUCAGUUGGCUCAGGAGGUGUGCAAGCACAAUGGCACCAUUAGCGAUAAGGAGUUUGAUCUCGAGAAACGCAUUGCAGAAACCGAGCGCAAGCUGAAGGAUGAUGAGGAUAAGCUGUUGAGCGUGCUGGACAAGAGUGUGCUAGAUAAAAAUAAGCUAAGCAAUAUGCAGAAGAUCAUGAAGGGAUCUCUGAGCACGGAGAACAACAAGGACAACGAUUCCGAGCUCUUGGAGAGUGGUGAGGAGGACUUGAACAAUGGUGGCGAGGAUAAGGAGCAAGAUACUGACAAUGACAGCGAGUACGAGGAAGACAGCGAGUAUGAAGAUGAUAGCGACAGUGAUGAAGAUGACGAUGCUAAGAAGAGCGACAAAAAGAAGAAGAGUGAUGCCGCCUUCCAGAAGUACAUGGAAUCCGUGCUGAAGCCCAAGGUCUAUGAUGGCAUUAAGGUCGAGGAAAUCGAUUUGUCCAAGGAAACUAAGGACAAGUUCUUGCUAGAUAAACUAGGAUCUGAUAGCGAAGAGGAGAACAGCGACGAGGAGGACGAGGAAGAGAUCUUCAUUCAGCGUGGUCAUGUCUACAAUAUGAGCUACAAAUACAUUGCGCCCACGAUCAUUGUCGUCUGCUGCUUGCUAAUGAUUCUGUUCGGUCUCUUCAAGAUCGCUGCGAUGGUUCUGCACAAGCGGGGCGAGCGUUAUCGCAUGGCCAUUCUGGCCUCGAAGAACUCCUUUGUGUACCAGAAGCUCUCCGAGGACAUUGUUAAGCCGGCGGUUAGCAAGGAACCAAAACAACCAAAGGUGCACAAAUAUGCGCCAAUCAAUCAGGUCUAAGUCCAUACCGUACCGCACAGUAAGAAAGAGAGAGCAGCUCCGAGAAGGACUUCGUCGAGUGCGGGAGUGUGUUGCGCUGUUUUUUUAAUUUAUAAGUUAAUUCAUAGAUAAAACACCAUUUUGCAAAAACAAAAACAACAGAUCAAGAAAUACAAAAGAUAAAACCGUACAAUAAGAAACGAAUGAAACGAUAAAUAACCCGUUGGCAAAGAGCAGAGCUAGAAGCGGAGCGAAGAGCAAGAUCAAGAGUCAUCUCUUGGCGUUAUGCGCGAAAAAGUAUUAGCAAAAACUGAAGAAAAUACUGAGGAAUGCCCCAAACCCCCCCUCCCUCCACCAGACCCCAAAAACA
Molecule: messenger RNA, 3685 nt
Organism: Drosophila nasuta
Lineage: Eukaryota; Metazoa; Arthropoda; Insecta; Diptera; Drosophilidae
Gene: Gp150
Product: leucine-rich repeat domain-containing glycoprotein 150
Exons: 7
Coding region: 193-3336 (1047 amino acids)
Molecular function (GO): protein binding
Source: RefSeq, a predicted model, not a curated record